AUGGUCGGGAAGCGUUGGUUCACGGACUUCCUUACAACCCACCAGGUCGAAGAUCGUGGUCUGAGCGGACUCGACAUCGAGACCAAAAUUGGAGGUCGCUCCGCGCUCAUUUCCAAGCUAGUGGCUUUCAUGAAAGACACUGUGUACAAGACUCGUAUCCCUUCUGUCACGAAACGUCGAACUUGUCUCCAGCAUUUCAUGCGCACGGGAGUUCAACUUUGGGGUCUCACCAUUGAAGAACAGCGCAAGGUGCUCUCCCAGGAGGACGGGACGUGCUACGCCGCCUCGGAGAAUGACUAUGAAUGGAACGACCCUGAGCAGCCAUUCAUUGAAGUUGACGACGACAAUGAUGAAGAAGAGGAGCAGGACGAAGACGAGGACGAGCACGAGAGCGAGAAUUAA
Seminavis robusta is the source of this 402-nucleotide messenger RNA. Lineage: Eukaryota; Bacillariophyta; Bacillariophyceae; Naviculales; Naviculaceae. The record is from the annotation of a GenBank genome assembly.